UAAUGCUUAGUUCUCCUCCUUUGUCUUCUUUCUCCAAUGCCUACCAAUCCACAGCCGACAUCCUAAUGAAGACUUUCUUCCUCAUUCACUGUAUAGUCAUCUCCUUCUUCCAAUAUGACAUCAAAUGGAUGAUCUCAUGGCUGUUAUAUCAUCUUAUAUCUGUCCCCAUCUCAUCUUCUCUUCUUAUAAGCAUAGAUUCCACCCUUCAGUUUUCCAAGUCUUCUUCUUCUUCUUCAUCAAGUUUUCUACUCAAACUACUUCACCGACGCUUCUUGCAACGGCAAUCAUCAUGGAACCAUCCCCUCGGCUCGCUUGCUCUGCCGUCAAUCUUGACCUCAGUGUCGGACUAACCAAUUUCUCUUUAGAAGCCCCGGUUAACUCGAGAGAUUUGAUUCAUAAUUCGAUUCAAAUUGGAAGUAUUUCGCAGGGUAAAGAAGAGGUUGAGGGGAUGAGGUUGAAAGUGCAAAAGUUGAGUGAAGAGAAUAGGAAGCUGAAUGAGAAGCUUAGUGCUAUGACUGUGAGUUAUAAUAAUCUUCAGAACCAGCUUCUGGAUCUCAUGAACUCGUCGCCUUCCGAGAGGGGAAGAGGUGGUUCGACCACGAGAAAAAGGAAGACGAUAAGCCUCGAAUCUGAUAGCCGCAACGACGAAAACAGCCACUUUAUCUCGCAUGUAGAGAGUUUGUCUAGCGAAGAUUCUUAUCAGAGGAUGAGGGUUGAUCCUAAGCCGAGUGUGUCGAAGAUUUGUGUGAAGACCGAUCCAUCCGAUAAAUCGACUUUGGUGGUGAAAGAUGGUUAUCAGUGGAGGAAAUAUGGGCAGAAAGUUACAAGAGAUAAUCCCUCUCCAAGAGCUUAUUUCAGAUGCUCCUUUGCCCCUUCAUGCCCGGUUAAGAAAAAGGUGCAAAGAAGUGUUGAAGACUUGUCUGUGUUAGUUGCCACGUAUGAAGGCGAGCACAAUCAUAAGCCUCCAUUGCAAGGCGAAGGUCCGCCUCGUUCGAGCCAAGGCGUUAGCUCCGUGCCUAACUCCGCCGUCCAAAUGAUCAAUGUUGACCUUACGGAUGACCGGUGUGGCUCAAAUUCAAAUAAGGCUAGCACAGAGGUAGCUUCUUUUGGGUUUCAUAAGGUUAUGAUUGAGCAAAUGGCUGCCGUAUUGACGAAAGACCCAAACUUCCGAACAUCGAUAGCUAAUGCAAUAUCAGAAAGGGUUUUUGAACUUCCAUCUUCGAAAAAUUGAUUGAAUCUCUCCACUUUUGUUUAGAUAUUAUAGCUUAGCUCUAAUGUUAGGAAUUAGUUUAGCGAUGGCUUGCUUAAAGCAGCCCCCACUUUCUUUGUUUUCAAGAUUUCUGCUUUACCAAGCAA
Molecule: messenger RNA, 1356 nt
Organism: Phalaenopsis equestris
Lineage: Eukaryota; Viridiplantae; Streptophyta; Magnoliopsida; Asparagales; Orchidaceae
Product: probable WRKY transcription factor 40
Exons: 5
Coding region: 125-1231 (368 amino acids)
Biological process (GO): regulation of DNA-templated transcription
Molecular function (GO): DNA-binding transcription factor activity; sequence-specific DNA binding
Source: RefSeq, a predicted model, not a curated record